Molecule: messenger RNA, 1173 nt
Organism: Trichoderma gamsii
Lineage: Eukaryota; Fungi; Ascomycota; Sordariomycetes; Hypocreales; Hypocreaceae
Exons: 1
Coding region: 1-1173 (390 amino acids)
Biological process (GO): mitochondrion organization
Cellular component (GO): SAM complex
Source: RefSeq, a predicted model, not a curated record
AUGCUGAUUCUCAGUGGUAUAGAUCUUCUACCAGCAUUAAAUCACGAGGGUAGCUGGACAAGCGGAUUCCAGCCCAUUGUCCAGUACCUGGCAUCAGAAGCUCUUUGCGAUGACCUGGACGAGAACCUCAGCCCUAUCCAGCGGGCAGACAGCGUCGCAUACAGCGCCUACUUGCGAGCUCACGCAGGACCUCUUGUUGACCUGUCUCUCUACGUCUCUGCGGCCAAUUGGGCCACUGCUACCAGACCAGCGUACAGCUCACUGCUGUCGUUUCCCCUGACGUGGACGGUUCCAACUUUGAUCAGAUCAGAAGCCAUUAAGCGCGCCGAGCAUCUCGGCCUCGCUGAGUUGGACAGCGACUUUGAUCCUAGCAGCGGCCUUCAUCUUAGUUCCGGCAGAGAUGCGCUACCAGAGACGUUUCGGCGACAUAUCCCUCUGAUGACAAAGAAAACUGUCCAUGAGGAGAUGACGCCGGAGCAGGCUACGGCAAUUAGAUUAUUCGGUCUGACUGAAGACUGCCUUACGGUGCUGGAUGAUUUAAUAAAGGGAGAGGAUGAAGAUCACCCUCGAUCCUUUGCUGAGGCAUCAAUUACUUCUCUAGACUGUUUAGCAUUCGGAUACUUGGCUCUUAUGCAGAAGCCUGCUGUACCCCGAGCUUUCCUCAAAGACUGGUUAGAAUCGAAAACUCCAAGGCUACACAAAUUCGUCGAUUCCAUGCUCGCGCUAAGCAUCGCUGAGCGCGGCGAGCUUCCCUGGACAGUCCCCGACCCGACCUCUGCCGUUCGCUUUAGCGGUCGUGUUUUCGACUCUGUACUACGCCAUCUGCCCAACGUAGGCGAGCGAUACGCAUCCGAAGUGCGCCACAGGGCUGAACAACAGACAAAAGGCUUAGAUCAAAGAGCUAUGAUGUUGAUCGCGGGCGUGGUGCUCACCGGCCUGGCGACUGGUUAUGGUUUUCAGACAUAUAGGGCGAUGCAGCCGUUUGGGGCGCCAACUCAAUCGUGGCAGCCCAGGCGGACGCAGUCACGGCUGAGCGAGUUUGGACAGCUUGGCUCGAUGCUGAGUAGUGCUAUGGGACCUAUUCAGCCAAUGCCCAGUGGUCUCGAUUUUGGAACUCGAGAUGACGGAGGGCCUGGUGGAAGGUUAGUGGAAGUGGAUGCCGAAGUUGAUUAA